AUGCUGCGGUUUUUGCGAGAAUGUCUUUGCCCGACUAGAGAGGAUGGCGUGGAAAUGCAAGAGAAUCAGCCUGCUCGGCCAGCUCGGGAGCCAGAGGAGAGAGGGAAUAAUAACGCCAACCUGGAAGCCGAGAUCGAUUCCCUUCGAUGGGAGUUAGACCAGUCGAAGAACAAAAUCGCAUCGCUUCAAAAGGCCCUCAACGAGAAGACCUUGGCCGAAGAAGAAAACGAGGCGAAGAUUCAGCUCCUCAAGGGAGAAGUGGAGAAGCUAAAAUUUCAAAAAGAGAUGCUUGAAGAUCGACUCAAAUAA
Messenger RNA from Oikopleura dioica, 309 nucleotides. The record is from the annotation of a GenBank genome assembly. NCBI's taxonomy places the organism in Eukaryota, Metazoa, Chordata, Appendicularia, Copelata, Oikopleuridae.